CCAAAACACGUGUUAGCCUACAGCUCUAACAACACAAAAUGUGUACAUUGGGACACUCGACGGUGAGAUAUUCAGUUUUCAGAGUUUGGGCAACUUUCACUAGCCAUGGCCAUGGAGGAGAACGGGAAGAACACAGCUCUACUCAUCAUAGACAUGCAGAAAGAUUUUGUAACUCCAGGAAGUCCAGUUUGUGUCCAUGGAAGUCAAUCUAUUGUUCCUUCUGUCAUAAAAGCUGUGGAUAUUGCAAGACUCCGCGGUAUUCUUGUAGUUUGGGUUGUCCGAGAACAUGAUUCACUAGGAAGAGAUGUUGAACUCUUCCGCAGACACAUGUAUAGUGGCAAGAAAACUGAUCCUCUUGUCAAAGGAAGCAAAGGGGCAGAAUUAGUUGACGGACUUGUGAUCACUGGAAAUGAUUAUAAGUUAGUUAAGACUCGAUUUAGUGCUUUCUUUGGAACAAAUCUUCAUUCAUUUCUUCAAGCUGCUGAUAUUAAGAAAUUAGUUGUGGUUGGUGUUCAAACUCCAAAUUGUAUUAGACAGACUGUCUUUGAUGCGGUAGAAUUGGAUUAUCAGUCUGUUACAGUGAUUGUUGAUGCUACGGCAGCUGGUAGCCCUGAAGUACAUGUGGCCAAUAUUGUGGACAUGAAGAAUGUUGGAGUAGCGACACCAACAUUGCAGGAAUGGUGCAAGUCUGGUGCAUGAUAUAUGGCUCGGAAGUUCUUAAUCCAAGCAAGGUCUGUUUCCUUGACGACUUUACAUGUACCAUUUGAAAUAAUGUGUAGUUAUGACUUGUUUCUUUUCCUUGGCCAUAACUUAGUAUUUAGCUGUGUGUACCAGAAAAACUACUGAAAUUUACUAUGUAAUAAGUUGUAAUCUAAGGUUUCUUUAUCCAAGUUUUGUUCGAAG
This is a messenger RNA of Papaver somniferum (opium poppy), 903 nucleotides long. RefSeq names its product probable inactive nicotinamidase At3g16190. NCBI's taxonomy places the organism in Eukaryota, Viridiplantae, Streptophyta, Magnoliopsida, Ranunculales, Papaveraceae. The record is from RefSeq and is a predicted model, not a curated record. The coding region runs from base 106 to 699 and encodes 197 amino acids. The transcript is spliced from 5 exons.